CUAAACAGCGACCUUAGUUCUGCUGCUACAUGUGACAUUGACAUCAACAGAGGCACCAUGAGGCUGACCGCUCUCCUGUCGAUGGCAGCCCGGGUUGUGGUGCCCAAAGAUUAUCGUUACGGCACCAACAGGCCGUGGACGGAGGCUGCUAAGAGGCGGAAUCCCCCGGGGAAGAGGAGGAGGAAGGUGUUCGUGGAGCCGCUGGAAGCAGAGGACUGGACAGUCCUGAAGGGAGACAUGGUUGAGAUUCUUGCUGGGAAGGAGAAAGGGAAGCAGGGGAAGGUGACCCAAGUCUUCAGACACAGAAACUGGGUCAUCUUGGAAGGGUUGAACACGCAUUUCAGGUUCAUUGGGAAAAGCAGAGAUUACCGUGGAACCUACAUCGCCAGCGAGGCUCCUUUGCUCAUCAAUGAUGUCGCACUGAUUGACCCAUCAGACAGGAAGCCCACUCAGGUGGAGUGGAAGUACACAGAAGAGGGCGAGAGGGUGAGAGUUUCCACCAGGACGGGCCGAAUCAUCCCUAAACCUGUGGUGGAACGGAGAGACGGCAUUGUGCCUCAGCAGUGGAAAGAUGGACCCAAAGACACUAGUCCUGAAGACACUCUUGAAAAAACCUACGUUCCAACUCUGAAAACUCUGGAAGAGGAGGUCAUGGAGAAACUGGGUAUUCAGGAAGACAGGAGGCACCAGAAGUCCUAUUGGUACUGAACAUAACUGUCAGACUUCUACCUCCUCAUUCUGUUCGGUUCUUAGCGGCGCGCUGAGCAUAUUCUGCCAGGAGUCUAUUUCUUGGUCGGAUUACAUCAUUAAUGGAAGACACCUUAAGGAGGCCAAACGGACUUAAAAUUUGUGUUUCUGCAUUUAAAACAUUUGUGAACGUUGUAUCUGUGCAACAUGUUUUUCCUGAAUUAUUCUAGGUUGUUUUUUUUUUUUUUCACCAUAAUAUGGAUUGUUUUCUGGCCUGUGUUUUAUUGCCAUUCAGUAAAAAGAUGUAUUAAAUAUCAAAGUGGAAAACUUUUAUUGUGAAAAGC
This is a messenger RNA of Cyprinodon variegatus (sheepshead minnow), 1031 nucleotides long. RefSeq names its product mitochondrial ribosomal protein L24 (gene mrpl24). Bases 58 to 708 code for a protein of 216 amino acids. Lineage: Eukaryota; Metazoa; Chordata; Actinopteri; Cyprinodontiformes; Cyprinodontidae. Gene Ontology annotation, molecular function: RNA binding; structural constituent of ribosome. Gene Ontology annotation, biological process: translation. Gene Ontology annotation, cellular component: ribosome; mitochondrion. The transcript is spliced from 6 exons. The record is from RefSeq and is a predicted model, not a curated record.